This is a messenger RNA of Babesia bigemina, 372 nucleotides long. RefSeq lists its product as hypothetical. Bases 1 to 372 code for a protein of 123 amino acids. The transcript has a single exon. The record is from RefSeq and is a predicted model, not a curated record. NCBI's taxonomy places the organism in Eukaryota, Apicomplexa, Aconoidasida, Piroplasmida, Babesiidae.
AUGGCACUGUGGCGUCGAAUUUGCGCCAGGUACUCAAGUUCCAGCGAGGUACUGGAAAAGGGACGACGCGCCCUGGAGUUGCUGAAGGUCGACGCGCAGCGACUACGCAACAACCGUGACGUCGUCGUUUACACGCGCAACCGAGUCUGCCCCGACUGCAAACGCAAGGUGUGCGUAGAGGAACCGGAGUUCGCGGAAAACACCUGCCCGGCGGCCUGGCGCCACCUCCACGGCUUCUCGCAGCGGUGUCCGUGUCCGCUCAUCGGAGUUAUGCAAUUCACGAGGUUCGGCAAGCUGCGACUUGAGCUGCGUGCGCGUCUUGAGGCGAAAGCGGCAAGUGCGGAGCAAAAGCAGGAGGGAGCUGCGUCGUAG